UUUUUGAGAAAAGCUCGUUGAUUGUGACAGAUCUGUCGGAGGAUGUCCUUCCAGAUGGUGCUGGUGAUGAUGGUGACGAUGAUGACAGUGUCAGUGUUGCUGUCAGUGUUGCUGUCACUGUAGAUACAUGGAUUUCAAAUAACGGGGAUCGGAGCCCAGAAGACGCGUUCGGUCAUCGGAGCCUCGGAUAUGGUUUCUCCCUGGAAAAUUCAUCUUCUUGUGAGAUUAUUUCUGGAGCAAUAGCAUUGUAAAGCACUAAGCCUUUGUUGACUGGAAAAGUCUUGUAUUGAACAGACAAAUCCGCUCCUGUUUGUUCUGCUGCUCCUGAUUUCUGUGUCCCAGGUUGGGCUUUGGGAGGUCGAUGGAGCAAAGGGAACUCGGGGGGCCCUCCCGAUUGAAGGGGGGUGAUGUUGACUUCUACCCUAGUGGAAGCACCACUGGUCCUGAGGCCCCAGGGAAGGGACUACCCACUGUGGGGGAGCGUCUGGAAGAAGACGAUGAUGAUCUAGGGCUAGGCAGGGAUGUGGAUGCCAACUCAAAUGCGGAUAGCGAGAAGUGGGUGCCAGGUGAUGGGCUGGAAGAGCAGGAGUUCUCCAUCAAAGAGGCGAGCUUCUCUGAAGGCAGUCUGAAGCUAAAGAUACAGACCACCAAACGGGCCAAGAAGCCUCCUAAGAGCCUGGAGAACUAUAUCUGUCCCCCGGAGAUUCGUGUCACCAUCAAACAGCCUGGAGAGCAGAAAACAGCCAAACAGGCGAAGAGCAGCAAGGGUGGCAAGGAUGAGGACAAGGGCCUACCCAAGAAGAAGGUAAAUGAGAAGUCUCUUGGACAAAAUGAAGGUGAUCUUGUAGACUUGCUGGGAGAAACAAUGAAACCAAAGCACCUGCUAAAAAGUUCUUUUAAACAUCAACUGGAUUGGUCUAAGCCACCAGCAGGGGGGUCUUCAUCCCACGGAAUCCUACCAGAUUCUGAUUCUAAAAGAGAACUCGGAAUUAACAAGAUCUCUCACCCAGAUUUGGCAAGCUCCACUGCUAAACCACAGCUCAAAAAGGUUACAGAGACCUCAUCCACAAGUCAGUUUGCUUCUGCAUUAACUAGUCAGAUGAACAGUUCAUUAAUGCAGCCACCUUCUGCAAUGAAUACAUCUCUAUCACCACAACCAGAUAACAGUUUGAUGAUACUGCCAUCUUUAAGCAAAGAAAGAGGUUUGCAGGAGGUGGCUGAUCAAGUUUUCGGUAAUAUCAAGAGGAAGUAUGGACGCAAAGAGACUAUGAGGUGUUCUGUUAGCCACAAUUCAGAUGUACAGUGGAGUAAAAAGGGAGAAAAUGACCCUGAAUUUAAAAGUCAAGCUAUUUCAAAAGACAAGCAAAUACAUGAACCAAAAGAGAAGCAAAUGCAUGACAAAAUAGUUGAACCACCAAACAGAGAGGUUGAGAAUGCUGGAAAGAUUUCUACAGAGAGUGAGGUGCUGUCAGAAUCCAUUUCUCCACAGAUAGAUGAGUCCAAAAUGCCUCCUGGUAAAAAGCGGCAGUACCGGCGAUCACCAAAAGAUCAGCUACAGUUGGAUGACAUGACAGGGGAACCUCGAAUAUCUGAAAGUCCUGAAAAUACUUGCAGGGGUUUUUCAGAGCUAAAGGCCUCAAACAAGCUUGAGUCCAGGUCAGCAAAGCUGUUGGUGGAGAGCCUGCCUAACAUGGCAGGGCUGGCUUCCAUAGCUUCAUCCGAGCUUGCAGAAACGUGUCAGAAGAGACUCAGAAAAAGUGCUCUGUGCAGGUCAAGAUCAGUGAUGAACUCAAAGAAGGCAGAUGACAUGAAACCAAUGAAAGCUAAGGAAAGGGGUUUUUAUCAGAAAUCCAAAAGCUGUAUUCCGCAAAAGGACAAUAGUCCAGUACCAAGUGUCCCAGAACCACCUUCUGCAUAUCCAAUUACGCCAUCUAGCCCACUUUAUGCUAAUACAGACAGCUUGACAGUAAUCACGCCUGUUAAAAAGAAGCGUGGGCGACCAAAAAAGCAGCCUUUGCUCACAGUAGAAACUAUUCAUGAAGGGACUUCUACCAGUCCUGUAAGUCCUCUCACCCGCGAAUCACCUGGCAUUUUGAAACAGAGGAGGAAGAAGCGCAAUUUGGCAAAUCUAAUGCCAGUGACUACUAUGAAUGCACCCCUUGGUAAUCAGAUAAAGCUCAAUAAGAGGGUAAGUUAUGCUGGCACUUUUGACAAAAAGUCUGUUCAGAAUAAAAAGAAACUGGUGAAAAUGCAAAACAUCUUGAAUAAAAUUUUGUCAUGUCCUGCCAGCAGCAGCCGUGCUCUGAAGUCAAAGAACCCAAUGUCAAACGUUGUUUCUACUGUGGCAUCAACAAUAGAGGCUAGUUUGGGCAAACAGAUCAAUGUCAGCAAACGAGGGACUAUUUACAUCGGAAAAAAGAGGGGUAGGAAACCCAGAGCUGUUAUGAAGGUCCAGCAAGAUGAGCACAAAGCCAGUGAUAAGCACCCUGUGCCUGUUUCUAGCCAGUUUGAGAACCUAGUAGUGCCUUCUAGUUCACCAACCACAGCCGGGAUGCCUUCUCCCAGGGCCAUGCAAACGCUCUCUGCCCAUGUUGCUGGAGCUGGUGGGAUACUGUGCCCUACCACCACUGAUGCCAGCAUGCAGGACUUGAAGACCAUGCCAAAUUUGCAACCUAUCAGUGCUUUGCCCACAAAAGCUCACAAAGCCUUGCUUGGUAGCAGUAGCUGGAAACUCUCACCCCCUCAGCUAAUGGCCAAUUCGCCUUCUCAUCUCUCUGAGGUGGCUUCCCUGAAGGAGGUCACUCUUUCCCCAGUCAGUGAGUCACACAGUGAAGAGACGAUCCCAAGCGACAGUGGGAUUGGCACUGACAACAACAGCACAUCAGACCAGGCUGAGAAAGGCCCUGCAUCUCGCAGAAGGUACUCUUUUGACCUCUGUAGUUUUGAGGCAUCAGAAGCUGCUGCACUAGAAGCUACCAGCAAAGCCAUGAGGGGGCACUGCCCGAAGCAUGUUACAACGGUAGCUGUUGAGAAUUUCCUUGCCCAGGAUAACAUGAAAAAACAAAAGCAUCGCAGAAAGCGCAAGAGCCUUCAAAGAAGAGAUGACCUUCAGUUCCUUGCUGACCUUGAUGAGUUAAUUGGGAAAUUCCAGGUCUUUAGAAUCUCACAUCGCACAUACAACUUUUACCCUGAGAAUUUGUAUCCAAGCAUCUUCCGGAUCAACUUUGACCACUACUAUCCAAUGCCAUACUUUCCAUAUGACCCUCUGCACUACCUUCGCAGGAAUUCUGAAAUGAAGUCAAAGAGAAGACGUGGUAGGCCGGCUAAAGCCAUCGAGCCAAUGACGAAGAUGCCUUUCAUCCAAGGGUUUGGCUACCCAAUUCCCAGCAGCAAUUACUAUGCACCCUACACAAUGCCUUAUUCGUCGAUGCCUAUUGCCACCAAUAUGAUGAACGUAGGUUAUUACAGUCAGUAUCAAUCCCCUUUUUACCUGUCCCAUACUCUUGGGACAGCAGCUUCUCCUUUCAUAAGGCCAGCAGUCCCGCCUCCCCCCCAGUUCCAUUCCGGUGCACAUGUUAAGUUGACGGCCUCAGCUAAACACAAAACUAAACACGGAUCCCAACAGAUGGCCUCUACUGGGAUGGACAACAGCCAGUCCACAUUAGUAGCACUCAAAGGUGGAAGUGGCAACUUGUCGAAUGUUCGCCUCCAUAAACACAAACACAAGCACAAGCACAAGUACAAGGAGGACCUUCUUUCUGGCUCCCAGAGGGAGGGUCUGGGUGGACUCUUCAGCGGAGCCAAAAACCCUGGCUUUCUUAGCCUUUUGAGUGAGAGGCUGGACAUCUCUGACAAAGAGCCCUCCUUGUCCAAGUUGAAAGACAAGCAGAGGAGCCCACAAAGCACACAAAGCCUGCCCAGGACCUCCAGGAACAUCUUUGAAGUAGACACACUGUCCACCCUCUCUCUGUCGGACUCUCAGCAAAGUAAGCGCAGCCGUGAGAGGGAGCGAGCAGGUGACUUCCACGCCUAUGCUCACCAGCAUGGCGAAAGCACGCGGACACGACAAGGCCUCUCAUCUGAACUUUUUGGGACAACAACCUCUGCUUUGGAGGAAGAAAAUGGCAUUCGAGGAAGGAAGCGGAACCUGGACAACUUUGAGAUGUUUAGGGAGCAGAACAUGGUGCCAUUCAGAAACACUGGGAUGGACAAAAUGCAGAAAAUGGUCCAUUGUCCAAGUCCUUUAUCUACAGAACACGGUUCUCCACUGAAACGAAGGUUAAAGCAGAAGGAGGUGGAGGAGGUGCAGUGUGAAGUGAGGAACAUGUGUUCCUUCUCCAAGAUCCUCUCCACGAAGAAGAACCUGGACCAUGUCAACAAAAUCCUCAAAGUCAAGAGGCUUCAACGGCAGGCUAAGACCGGCAACAACAUUGUGAAGAAACGGCGAGGAAGGCCCAGGAAGCAGCCCGUUCUGCUGGACCCUGAACCAGCCGGACAGAUGCCUGUGCUAGAGAAGUGUGUGGACCUUCCUGGGAAGAAGAGUGUGAGGACCAACCUACUUCCAGAGCCCCUGGAGUUCUCCAACCAUGACUCCAUCUUGGACACCAUUGAAUCGGUGGUGCAUAUGGCACAGUCACCACCCCAGCUGGCCAGGGGGGCCAAACGGUGGCAGAAGGCCCAAGAAGAGAACCAAGCCAAGCGUCCACGAAGGUGCAGGGGGUCAAAAGAGGACGAGGCUACCGCAACAGAGAGGAGCGCAGGCAAUUCUGGCCUCCUGCAAGCUAUUUACUAAAACUGUGUGCUGCAGCCGCCAGAACCUCACCCUGCGCCUUGGCACUCUUGGACAAUAUGGACAGAUAAUAGGGGUCAUUGUCGUUGGGGCUGGCAUUUAAUAUUAAGUUUAGGAGCAAAAAAAUCUUGCACUCCAGACAUAGCUCGCUUCCCCGGCGUCUGACUGUGUGAGCCAGUGUCCAGCAAAGCUCUAUCGUACUCUUGGCGGUUCUCUCCAGUCAUCGUUAAAUGGCUCAGCCGCACCUAUACCAGCAGCUGUAGAUAAUGAUUGAUUUGCUGAUACUGUGCAAUGCUGGUUACCUUGCCUUGAAAUCCAACUUUGUGAAAGCACCUGUACAGUAGGUCAAGUGUGUUAACCGAUGGUAUUUUAUUACAAUAAUCCACCCCUCCACCCGUCCCCGCCCCCCGUUCAGGAAUGCUCUGAGCAUGGGCAGAUGGCAAUACUUUGGAAAUAAGACCUUUUGGAUCUCUCCAGCUUUGCACCAAAGGUCUGUCUGUACAUAAGUAUUACAGUACAUGCCUUUUUCUCUGUACGACAUGUUUCAGAAAGUAUUUUUGACUUAGUGGUUUAUAAGAAACAGUUGAAAAGUUUUACCCUAGAAAAUUAAAUUUGGGUAUUUUUAACCAAAAUAGAAAGAAAUGUGUGAUUCCAGACCAGUUUGGCUUGUUGAAAAAAGUUCAAAAUAUCAUCUGAUCAAAGUUGAAUCACUGUUGCCCAAAAGUCCUCUUUCACUUUCUGUUUGUUAAUCUAAGCACUUAUAGACUUAAUUAAGCCUUACUGUUUGUCAGCAGCUUAAAUGGUACAUUUUGAUGAGCAGCAGAUAUCUAUAGCCCAUAGUUUUCCCCCACAUUUUAGAGUGUUCAUCACUUUGAAUAACUGGGACAACCAAACAUUUAUAUAUGAGACACAUCUGAGGUGCCAAAUACUACAGGUCAGCCCUGCAACCCAAUUUACACAUGUACCUGUAGUCUCGAUUUAUGUAGCAAGUGAAUAUAUGCAGAGCCAAAAGCUGGAUAUAUUUCAAAUGGGAUGCCACCAGUAUCAAAAUGGCAAUGAGAACAGAGCUUUGAUUUGAAAUAAGCUCUUUGCAAAAAAAAAAAAAUAAAUCACUUCAAGUUGCUAGACUCACCACUGCAUUGAUUAUCUGUGUGAUGCUCACUCUGUCCUUUUAUCAUAUUAGAAAGGUGUUUGUCAUUCAUUACCAGAAGGUUGGCUAUUUAUUUAUUCAAAAUGCUCUUUAAAAUCAAGAAUUAAAGUAUAGCAACCACAUUUUCAAUGACGAUUCUCCUUUGUUCUUGACAAAUGGCUCUUAGUUUCAAAGGGGGAUAAAUGGCAAUAACAGGAAAAGUAAAUCGCCAGGAAAAUGAACUCUUUGUACAGUGUUUUUAGACAAGAACUAAUGUUGUCAGCUCAUUACAUGAUACUAUAUCCCUGACACUUUUCUCUGCCAUUUCAGUAUUUUUGUUCUCAGCAUUGAGAGACUUAUAUAAGUAAACAUUUCAGUGGUUUUGAUGGAAGCCAUGGACUAAGAGUUACAAUCAGUGCGCAUAUAAGUUAAUUUGGGAAAAGCCGGUUGAAGUGUUACUCCAUACGUGGAGUGCCCCACAGUUAUUACUUGCGUGCCUUAUGUUUGUUUCCCAGUACAUAACAUUUCUUUUGGAAUGUUCUUGGGGGGGAAAAAACUGGAACCACAAACCAGAUAACAUCCUGUAAUUUUUACAAAAAUUGUGUUCUAGCGUCACAAAAUUCUAAGCGUACAUUCAAGUUGAUGCAGGAGUCAAUGCUGCAACAUACAAACCCCCUCCACUCCAGCCCUGCCAUCAGUUGGCUGCAGUCCAGCAGCAUGCGUUCAUCCUCAGAGCUCCACAUCCUGCGGAGGUAAUUUGAGCAAGCCUCUCCCAUUUGUGAGCGUGUCGUGAAUGGGGGUGGAGCGGGAGGGUGGGUGUGCACUCCUACCCCCAUGCAGCGGAAGAGAGCCCAAGUCCCUCCCUCACCCUAUUGCCCUCUUUGUGGUCGUUCUCUAGAUGAUGCCGUGUGUUUCAUGGUGUUCCUUUUCUCUCUUCCCUCUUUGCUAUGCAUCGUGUUGGUACCAGUGAACCAGCUGGCGGGCAAGUGGCCCGAAACUCGUUGAAUCUCUCCGUUGGUCGAUCCUUUUCUAACCGUGUGUGUGUAUGUAUGUGUUUUUGGGGUCCACCCUUUUCCCAGAAAUAAUUAAGUGGUCUUAUUUUAUGUCAUAAAGAAGGUAAUAAGCUUAAUAAAAAUGUGUUUCUGCAAAAAGUGACUAUCACUGCAACUGUUGUGACUGCAAAUGACCAGAACAUUCUGUCCAUCUGCAGUGUAGCCUUAAUUUGAAGUUCAGCUUAAAGUCCUUUGUAAAUAGUGUAAGUAUACUGGAUCUGACUGCAUGGAUGCAAACUGUGUUUAAUGUGCAGGUGGUCCAGCUUGUUCAGCCAGUCGCUUUUGGGUGGGUUGGGGGGUCAAGCCGAGGCCCUUGCAUCGAUUUCAUGCCUGAAAUAAUGUUCAGAGCUGAGUGCCACGGAGACCGGCAAAUUUGUAUCGUUGCUUUGACAAGGAAAAACAACUCGCGUUGGCUAACACGUAUUCCCAUCAGUCUGUGGUUCAAAAACGGCUUGUUGGCUCAAACAAUCAAGAGCCCCUUUUAAAUACUAUUGGAAGACAUUGCCAAAAAACAGGAAAAGUCCAUGUAAUCCCCAAUUUAAUGCUGAGCCAUUUCAAGUUUAUAAAGAAACAGAACCGUAAUUUGCAGCUUUUACCAAAAUAUACAAAUUCCAAAUAGUAACCCGUUAUUGGUAUUUAUUACUGUUUGGGAUCUUGAUGCGGGCAAUCUUGAGUUGAUGGACUAUCAUGCUCACAAGCAGUUGCUCUUCAGCAUGCUGUUUUAGUGUUGAAGUGUAAAAUACCAGAUGUUUUUACUUUACCAGCCGAUAUACCGGUGCCUUUUAAAGCUGAAAUGUAUUCUUUUCAUCUGGUUCUUAGAUUUCAACGAGAGAGAGUGAGGUAAAUUUAAUGUUACAGACUUGUAUUCAAAAGAGGUUAAUAGUUCUUAACUCAUCAUUUCCAUGAAUUGGGAAAAAGGAAAAACAAAACAGAUUUAACUGAACUGUGAAACACUAAACAGUGAACGUGAAAGAAAAUAUUAAGAGACAAAGACACAGAUUGCAUAAUAAUAGGACUUUUUUAACCAUAUCAUUCUUAAAACAUACAAAGUGCAGAUUAAGUAUUGAGAAAAUAAUUCAAAUGGAGUAAUGUCAUUCUCAAGAGCACAAACUGAGCUCUAAACUGUGUUGGUAAUUUUUAGUUUGUUAUACAUGCUGUUUUUAACCUCUUUUUAACAGAGUGGAUUUUUUCCUUUAUUUGCAUGUUCUACUUGAU
Messenger RNA from Scleropages formosus (Asian bonytongue), 8185 nucleotides. RefSeq names its product SET binding protein 1 (gene setbp1). The transcript is spliced from 4 exons. Gene Ontology annotation, cellular component: nucleoplasm. NCBI's taxonomy places the organism in Eukaryota, Metazoa, Chordata, Actinopteri, Osteoglossiformes, Osteoglossidae. Gene Ontology annotation, molecular function: histone H3K4 methyltransferase activity; DNA binding. The coding region runs from base 362 to 4792 and encodes 1476 amino acids. Gene Ontology annotation, biological process: regulation of DNA-templated transcription. The record is from RefSeq and is a predicted model, not a curated record.